GGAUGGGGGGAGGGGAGAAGAAAAAUAAAAACAUUUUUUGUAUCCUUUAAAAAGCCUCUCUUUAGACCGGCUAGAAUAGGGAUAAACUCCAAAAUUCUGAAUUACCCUUCGGAAAUGGAACUACUCAAAUUUCUACUUCAUAUCCUUCAGUCCUUUGGCCUUCUGGGGCGUGGGGGUAAUGAUCUCAACCAGGAGAUACUGGAUGCUGGCGGCCUCCUUCCUGACCUGUCUGGGGUUGCGGGAGCAAACGCACUGAUUCCUUCCACCGGCUUCAAGUGUCCAAAUUAUAGCCCUCGGGGAAUCAAGGAGGACCUAAUAUCUUGCAAUACUCCUGACAAUCGGUCGUGCUGGUUUAAGCCAAAUAAGUGGUGGGCCCCAAGGGGUUACGAUAUCAAUACGGAUUAUGAGUUUAGUUGGCCGGAUGGGACGCAUAGAGAGUAUUGGCUUGAGGUCACUGAUGGCAAGACUGCACCUGACGGAUAUGUUAAAACCAAGGCGAAGCUAGUGAAUGGGACAUACCCAGGACCACUCAUCGAGGCGUGUUGGGGCGAUCAACUUACUAUCCAUCUGAUGGUGUGA
This is a messenger RNA of Tuber melanosporum (Perigord truffle), 579 nucleotides long. RefSeq lists its product as uncharacterized. The record is from RefSeq and is a predicted model, not a curated record. The transcript has 4 exons. Gene Ontology annotation, molecular function: copper ion binding. Bases 115 to 579 code for a protein of 154 amino acids. NCBI's taxonomy places the organism in Eukaryota, Fungi, Ascomycota, Pezizomycetes, Pezizales, Tuberaceae.